AUGGAUGUUAAGCUUGGUUUUUGUGUACUUGUCUCCCUAGUUCUGCUGGUUACUUAUGGAACAGAAGCUAGGUAUAUGGCUGAAGGAAAUUCCGAAUCCCUUACGAGACUGUUUCUUACAUAUAAAAAUGGAGGUAAAGAGCCAAAAGAGAAUGAACAUAUGGCUGAAGGUAAUUCCCAAUCCCUUACGAGACUGUAUGUUAGAUAUAAAUAUGGAGGUGAAGAGCCAAAAGAGAAUGAACAUAUGGCUCAAGGAAAAUCCCAAUCCCUUACGAGUCUGUAUGUUAGAUAUAAAUAUGGAGGUGAAGAGCCAAAACAGAAUGAACAUAUGACUCAAGGAAUUUUUUUCCUUAUGGAUGAUCUAAAGUUGGGGAAAACAUUAACUCACUCCUUUCCAACAAUGGAUCUUCCUUCUUCUCUACAAAUGUUACCCAAAAAAUUUCCAUUUUCAUUAAAGGAAGCAAAAUCCAUGGAAGAAACAUUAAGACUAUGUGAAGAUUCACCCAUGAAGGGAGAUACUAAGUACUGUGCCACAUCUAUUGAGGCAAUGCGCGAUUUUGUACAACACAUUUUGGGAGAAAACACCCAAAUCGAACCUCUCAUCACUAUGACGACGACUAGUACUGAUCCCCUGAACCAUAAUCGUCUUCAAAACUAUACAAUUUUGAAUGAUCCAGAAGAUGUUGGAGCUACUAAGAUGGUGGCGUGUCAUACCAUGCGUAGCGUUUACUACUGUCAUCACACAGUUAGCAAAAGCAAGGUGUUGAAGGUUUCAUUAAGGAAUGAUGUAAAUGGUUAUAAAAUUGAAGCAAUUGCUGUUUGUCAUUUGGAUACCUCUGAUUGGAAUCCAUCCCAUCUAUCCUUUCGAGUGCUCGGGAUAUUACCAGUAACAUCACCUAUCUGUCACUUUUUCCCAUCAAGUAAUGAUCUAGUCUGGAUUCCAAAAUCAGUUGCAGCGCUUUAA
Messenger RNA from Solanum verrucosum, 963 nucleotides. Its product is annotated as BURP domain-containing protein BNM2A-like. The transcript is spliced from 2 exons. The record is from RefSeq and is a predicted model, not a curated record. NCBI's taxonomy places the organism in Eukaryota, Viridiplantae, Streptophyta, Magnoliopsida, Solanales, Solanaceae. The coding region runs from base 1 to 963 and encodes 320 amino acids.